AUGGGUGCUGCAGUAGCAAAAAGUGUUGUGGCUACACAGGGACUAAAACACUGUACACUUUGGAAGGCAGACCGCAGCCCAGCAUGCAGAGCCGUCAUGAUGGCACUCGACAGCAUGAAUCUUAGCAUAACAGAAGUGGACGUCAAUAUGGAUAAGGGAGAGCAUAGAGGACCUGAUAUAGCUGCUUUAAAUCCGCUUCUAACUCUACCUGUAUUCAAGGACAGAGAACUGGUACUCGCCGAUAGCCAUGCGAUUUGCACAUAUCUAGCGAGUCGUUACUGCGACUCGAACCAUAUACUGCCUCAGGAUCCCGGAGGUCGGUCAAUAAUUGAUCAGCACUUGCAUUACAAUAGCAGCAUACUCUAUCCUAGGUUUCGCGCUGCUGCUUACCCAAUUUUAUAUGAAAACUGUCACUUUGUGAUGCCUCAACAAAUCAUAGACAUUGAAGCCGCCUACGCCGACUUGGACGCCAUGUUAGCUGGACGCGAGUGGUUUGGUGGCACCUGGGUUACACUGAGUGAUAUAGUGUUUUCUUCCACAAUCAGCACAUUGAAUGUACUUGUACCAGUCGAUAAACAAAAGUUUCCACGACUAGAAAACUGGCUUCAGCGGGUGUCAGAGGAGCUGUUUUAUGUCACUGCAAACAAGAAAGGGCUCGGUGAAUUUGCGCGAAAGAUAGAUACCGGCUGUAAUGACGAGAAUGAGUUCACGUGUCCACGCAGUUCUGUGAGAAGACGCACCCUUGCAAAAGACGAUUAUGUCAAAUAG
Messenger RNA from Arctia plantaginis, 768 nucleotides. The record is from the annotation of a GenBank genome assembly. Lineage: Eukaryota; Metazoa; Arthropoda; Insecta; Lepidoptera; Erebidae.